This is a messenger RNA of Aspergillus homomorphus CBS 101889, 3042 nucleotides long. Its product is annotated as putative C2H2 transcription factor. The coding region runs from base 49 to 3042 and encodes 997 amino acids. The record is from RefSeq and is a predicted model, not a curated record. Gene Ontology annotation, biological process: DNA-templated transcription. Gene Ontology annotation, molecular function: zinc ion binding; DNA binding. The transcript has 6 exons. NCBI's taxonomy places the organism in Eukaryota, Fungi, Ascomycota, Eurotiomycetes, Eurotiales, Aspergillaceae.
GAAGCUGAAGAGGCAGCAAAGGAUGAGGGCGACAAUGAUGAUCAAGACAUGCAACAGGGCUCGACAGCUAGCCUAACGAAGUGCUCAAUAUGUCAGAGUACCUUUCGGCGACCGGAGCACCUGAAGCGCCAUUUUCGCAGUCAUACAAAAGAGAAGCCGUUCGAGUGCGCGCAGUGCGGCCGUCAUUUUUCGAGAACAGAUACACUGCAUCGGCAUGAGCUCAGCCACCAUAACGCUGGAAUGGAAGGCGGGAAGGAUCGUACCCAUCGCAUCACCGUGAAGACGUUCCGGGCUUGCUAUAAAUGUGCAGUCGCACGAUAUCCAACCGAGCGGCGUUCGAAAGCUAAGGCCCGGAAAGAGGCGGCGCAGUUAUCCAUGGUCCAAGAUGAAGAGUUAAACGGGCAGUCUUCUUUCGCCGUACCAUCAACACCCGCUGAAGACUCUGCUGCACGUUCCCCUCAUGGUGGUGAAUCGUCUCCUGCAAAGCCUCUCCAGUACCGAAUGACGCAGUUUCAGCUUCAGUUGCCCGGAACGAAUCUGCUACACAGGGAUGACCCGUCAUCACCUGUAGUACCAGCCGUUUCACAUCAUGGAGAAGCUCCCGUGACAUUGUCGACUAAUCCACAAAGCAAUGCACCACAGGUCAAUGCGAUAGAGCUGUCCGCUCGACCCAAUUUAGGCGCAUCGAAAGGAAUAUCUGAUAUAAGCCAGACUACGUCGCAUAACUCCGCUGGCAUCAAAUCUCAAUCAAGAGAAUCACGGAGAUCUUUAUCGCUCGCGCAAGGCGUACAAUUGGUCGAUCAAAUGGCAGAGCCCGUGAGCACGACUAGCGCCUCACGUCCAAUUCCAGUCAGUCUGAGCCAUGAUGCAAAUAUACCAACGACACGAAAUCACCAGGCAGAGCUAGGGUCGAUGGGAUCUUUCCUGGACACGAUCAAUUCAGCUGGUCCUGCGAUGAACUGGCUGCCGGGCGAGGUGCCCUAUGAUACAUUCAUCGAGCGUACGCAUACAGCAAUCCCUGCCGCCUACGCGGGGCAGGACGUCCGCGAUGGAUUCAUGAACUAUUCGUCAUGGCUUCCCCCGGUGAUGCAUACAGCUAAUGGGAGUCAAGAGCAAAUGUUCCAGUCUUCUUUGAGACACGCCUCGAUAAGUAGUGACAAGAACAGCCCUGAGAAGCCAGGACGCUCGACGCUGUCUAGCGCUACGAAACGACCGGCGACUCUAUCAGAGGAUAGAGCCGAACCCCGACAGUCGAAAUCAAGACGGCAGCAAGACACCUGGUCAGACUUCUCCACAUUGACUCCUGAUGGCUUUUUCUCUACCGGAAGAGAAAAUCUGCCUCGUCGGUUCUUGUUCCCUAUUAUUGAAGACUCUGCCAUGCAUGAUAUUCAGAUUGGUCCCAGGCAGCUGAUCGAAUCAUUGACAUACGGCAAGAUUCACAAGGCUUUCAUUCAAUUUUGUUGCACAGAAAGCAUUCUCUUCUCGCCAUUCGAAUCUGAAUAUUUCCCGAGUGCCACCGUGCUUUCCGAAUUUCUUCAUCUCUACUUUCAUCAUUUCCAACCCGUUUAUCCUAUGUUCCACCCACCCACAUUCAACGCAAACACAUGCCACUGGGUAGUGACCUUGGCGCUGGCGGCCAUAGGUAGCCACUAUGCUAGGCUUCACGAGUCCGAUGAGUGCGUUUCUGCGUUCCACGAGUUUCUCCGUCGAGCUAUCAUGGUAGAGAAAGAGAGAUCUAGUCUCGACCAGGCACCGCUUUGGCUAGUUCAGGCAAAGCUUCUUAAUUGCAUUGGAUUGCUCUAUGGCAGUGAUGAACGAGCUAGAACCUCUGCUCUCGACGGAUUUGAUGACAUGACCAGUCUACUAAACCGUAACAAACUGCUGAGAUCUCUGGGGAAACUCAAGUUAGUCUCGCAUGACAAGCCACCAGAACAAAAUUGGCUGCUUUGGAUCGAGGACGAGGUCAGACGACGGACGGCCUAUUUAGUAUGGCUUAUGGACUGUACUGUUGCUUAUCAUUUCGACAAGCAGCCGUCCUUUUCACUCGAAGACGGCCAAGCCGUGCUUCCUUCUCAUGAGAGGCUAUGGCAAGCAGAGUCAGCCCAUGUUUGGCAAGGACUUUUCGAACGCAACCCAGGCCAACCCGAGCUUUCUCUAUACGAUGCUGUACUGAUCAUGUACAUUGAAAAGAGGCUUGUGUCAGAUAUCGGAGAGCUGAGUCACAUUCUGCUGAUCCAUGCUCUUUACCAACGCAUGUGGGAGGUUGGCGACUACUUCCGCCGACCGUUGUCAUUCUGGAAUCCGACCGCGAAGAAACAGUCUCGACACACGGCGAUCCCGUCCGGAUCCGUCUGGCUUCCCGGGAUUCCAUCGUACUCCAAGUGGCGCAACAGUGCAUGUGAUUCCUUGGACAUACUCCAUUGGGCCGCCAACAGCGCGGUGGCCACAGCUGCUGAUCUUCGCAACCCCACGAUCCUGCAUCUCCACUCGGCUCGGAUCGUUCUCCUUGCUCCCUUCCGGGAGAUCCGGUCUCUGGCCCAUUCGCUUGUGACCGACAGGGUCCGCUGGAGCGACCGGCAUCAGAGCCUGGAGUGGCACUACAUCCUACGGUGGGUCAAGCACGACCAGUUCAAGGCCCGCCUCGCCAUCAUCCAUGCCGGCGCGACCCUUUUACACGCGCGCGGGAACACCAGCCACGCGUUCCACGAACCGGUCGCCGUGUUUCUGGCGACCCUGGUGCUGUGGGCUUAUGGCGCCUGCUACGCGCAACUGCCCGACCGUGUCCGACCGGACCCCGGCAAGGAGUCCACUGUCAUACAUCUUGACCAGCCUUGCGAUGACGAGUUGGUUCAGAUCUUCGUCAGGGAGGGACAAGCCAUCCAGGGGGUUUUGACGGGCGUGGGGGAUAUCUGCGCGCCGCAGGGCCCGGCGGGCGUCUUGCGGGCUGGAAGCGAGACGUUCGUCGAUUUGAUGUCGUGGGGGAUAUCGAGGAAAUUCAUGUCUAUCCUUUCUAGGCUGGCGGAUAUUGUCUCGCAAGCUUGA